Molecule: messenger RNA, 4544 nt
Organism: Sardina pilchardus (European sardine)
Lineage: Eukaryota; Metazoa; Chordata; Actinopteri; Clupeiformes; Clupeidae
Gene: nr1d4b
Product: nuclear receptor subfamily 1, group D, member 4b
Exons: 8
Coding region: 811-2649 (612 amino acids)
Biological process (GO): regulation of transcription by RNA polymerase II
Cellular component (GO): nucleus
Molecular function (GO): RNA polymerase II cis-regulatory region sequence-specific DNA binding; zinc ion binding; nuclear receptor activity
Source: RefSeq, a predicted model, not a curated record
CUCACAUGCUGCAUGCACAUGCAGCGGGACUCGAGCGAAACAUUCCAAUGUCAAAUCAGUCCAACUGCCUCGCCUCCUUUCACGCUAGCCGUCCGCCAAUGAAAACGUGAGAGAGAAUAAAGCGAGUGGCUUGGAAGUGAAAAGGUUGAUAUUAUUCGCUGGGGGAGCGUGACAGAAAGAGACUGAGAGCUGGAGAGGGUGUGUGCAAGUGUGUAAUCCUUGGCAUACAAAAACAAAAACAACAGAGGUUGAAAGGACAAGGGUAGUGAGAAAGAGAAAAAAAUCGAGGGCAGAGGCAGUCACAUUUUUAAAGCACCUGAAAACGUGCUGCUGAGUGUGAGCACCUAUUAAUGGGCGUGCGUCUCUAAAACUACUUCCACAUAGUGUUGUGACCUCACUAGCACCUGUGCUGAAAUUCUUUGGAUUGUCUUUCUCCCUCACCAGAUCCUACCUCUACUGUACUUCACACAUCCUGUUCAGGACAACUCAGCCAAGUUAGACAUCAGGCGAAGCAGGCUAAGAACGUUCUGUCGUCCCCUCUCGUCUGCGGGGCACUGACAGUUACUUCUGCCUGUCGGCAAUUUUCUCCAAUUUGAGCACAGUGCUCUUAAGAUAGCUUUUUUUUCUUGAAGGGUUGACACGACCCCUAUGUAACGGCGUUCAUUGGUUAUAUCCUGCCUUCUCUGGAAACGCGGGUAGGCUACAUUACGCUUUCAACUAACCUGACGCCAGCUUUUAUUGAUGCAGAGGGACAACUAAUACAGGGUCACUUUUCCUAAUUUUCAACCAAGUCAAGAAAUCACCGCUACAAUGGAUAACAGUCCAGGUGGAAGUGUCAUCUUAUAUGCCGGGUCCACGGGCAGUGCCAGCCCCAGCCCAGGCAGCCCCGGCAGCCCCUCCAGCGGGUACCAGACGCAGUCGCCUUCCUCCCAUUCCCAGCCCUCCUCCCCUGAGGAGGUUUCCUUCACUGAGAUCGGGGCCCUGAAGCAAAGAGCUGGCAGUGGUUGCAUUGACUCUGGCUCCAAUGCCAGCAGUGCCACCAGCAACGACAGCUCAGCAGUGGGCACCCCUACCUCAGGCAGACUGGUUUUUCAGUUCCCAGAGGUCAGCAGCGCCUCCGUUGCCACGGCGGUGACCCCUACUAUGACCUCUGGAGGUCAGCAGUCCUACUCUCACCCCAUGGUGGCUAAGAGACCGUAUGGCUUCACUGGAACUUUUACAAAGACAGGAGGGAUGGUUCUUCUGUGUAAAGUAUGUGGCGACAUUGCAUCAGGAUUUCACUACGGUGUCCAUGCGUGUGAAGGCUGUAAGGGUUUCUUCCGCCGGAGCAUCCAGCAGAACAUCCACUACAAGAUGUGUGUGAAGAACGAGAACUGCCUGAUCAUGCGCAUGAACCGCAACCGCUGCCAGCACUGCCGCUUCAAGAAGUGCCUGUCUGUGGGCAUGUCCAGAGAUGCUGUGCGCUUUGGGCGUAUUCCCAAGCGGGAGAAGCAGAGGCUGCUGGACGAGAUGCAGAGCUACAUGAACAGCCUCAACGAGUCGGCCGCCAUGGAGAUCGACGGCUCCCCUCCCCCCGAGACCCCGGCCAGCCCCGACCAGAGCCAGUCCGAGGAGGCCAUCGGCUCCGUCUCGCAGACGUACUGCAACGUCUACGUGAAAACCGAGGAGCAGGACGUCAAGCCCGUGGUCAUCCACAACAACAACAACAACAACAACAACAUGAACAACAACGUCAGCCCCGCCAGGUUCCACGGGAACAACGCGCCGCGGGACAGCAGCAACCACGCGCAGUCCCACCCCCACGCCGCGCCGCAGCAGAUCUUCCAACGGCAACCCACGUCCGCGUACCAGCCCAGCCCCGCCCGCUGCCCUGUCACUCACCGGGAGAACAGCGCGCUCGACAACAGUCGCUACGCACACCCGGCCUCAUCCAAUCAGAGUCCACAUUGCCCUGCCUCUCAGAACUACCAGGCCAAUCAAAACAGCCACUCCAUCAACGAAACACAGGCACCCACCUCUUGUCCCUUCAGGUUGGGUGGAGGAACCAAAGUGUUGGCGUGUCCCCUGAAUAUGAGCCCAGUGACCACGGCGGGGCGCACUAGCCAGCAGGUGUGGGAGGCCUUCUCCCAGUGCUUCACCCCAGCAGUCAAGGAGGUGGUGGAGUUUGCCAAGAGCAUCCCCAGCUUCCAGGCUCUCAGCCAGCAUGACCAGGUCAUGCUGCUCAAAGCAGGCACUUUCCAGGUUCUGAUGGUGAGGUUCUGCUCACUGUUCAACGCUAAGGAGCGCACCGUGACGUUCUUGAACGGGCAGACGUACCCACUGGCCACCCUGCGGGCCCUGGGCAUGGGCUCCCUGCUGGACGCCAUGUUUGAGUUCAGCGAGAAGCUCUCGGCCAUGGCCCUGGAGCCAGACGAGAUGGCCCUCUUCAUGGCCGUCGUGCUGCUGUCUGCAGACCGGGCAGGCAUAUCAGAUGUGGGAGCGGUCGAGCAACUCCAGGAAGGCCUGAUUGGUGCACUGCGGGCGCUCAUCACCCGCCGUCGCCCCGACGACAGCGCGCUGUUCCCCAAGCUCCUUCUGAGGCUGCCGGACCUGCGCACGCUCAACACCCUGCACUCAGACAAGCUGCUGGCAUUCCGCAUAGACUCCUGAACGACUUGCUGACGUCCUUAUCGCAAACCCCACACCUGACACCUCUCGAGCACAAUGUAGACCCGCCCCACACACACAAACACACAUACACGCAAACAAAGUCCUCAGGAAGGACUCGAAUCGGUGACCUGUAAACGGAGCCGGUCCAUGCAGGUGAACGAGUGGUUGUACAUUUGAAUCCACUCGCGGUAUCACUACGACGACUGAACAGACCGGUCCGUUUAAAAGAAAAGAAGAAAAAAAAAAUACAGGAACAGGUGUGUUGACGGUGGACUUCCUCCAGGCGUUCUUCAGAGACUAAGCCUCCACUAGCACCUUAUCACUCCACGUUUGAUGCCCCAAACACUCAAGACUGAAGGACCUUUUUCCGUGGGCAACCACCACAUCUAUGGACAUAAAAUGUCUGCUAAAGCUACAGCUAAGCUACGGGGACUUUGUCAGACUGAGGAGUGGAAAAAAAGAAAGACUGUUGUAUCUAUUUUUAUAAAUACAUAGCUAGCGAGAGAGCAGAAACUUAACCGUGGCCUUUGGCUGUCUUUACUCCCUUUGGUGUCUCAGUUUAAUGAGACGUCUCUGAGGGGAGAGAGAACUAGAUGGAGAAGAGUGAAGAAUAUUGUCUAUGUGCAAUGCUUUUACUGUCAAAAUGUCAUUGAAUGGGCUGAUAAGAAUUGUUAUCACUUUUGAGGGGACAUAAGGAUCCUUGGAAAGACAUAGGACAUUCUGCUUUUUGAAGUGCUACAAACGACUGAGUUCUCCAAACAGUUCCGAAAAAUCCGAUGCAGUGUGUUUUUUUUAUCAGUCGCUCUCCUCUGUUCUCCGUAGUAACAGAUGUGUUAGUAUGACUACCCGUCUUCUGUCAUAUAUGCACACACAACUAGACACAAUGCAAAACAAACCUGUAGUAGGCUGGGAGAUUAUCCUACUGAAGACACUCAAACAUUGUACACAGCCAUCCUCACACACACACACACACACACACACACACACACAAACACACGCACGCACACACACACACACACACACACACACACACAGAGAAAUACAUAAAAAGUAUGUUAUCCACAGUCCCUCAGGGGGAAAACACGCACUUCUAAUGCAUCAAUGAGCAUCAACAAAAUCCUCCAACUCUACCAAAUCACACUAGCAGUUCAUUCCUCUCCCAGUUUCCAGCCUGUGCCAGGCUCUUUUAGAAACAUGUGUUUGUUACUCAGUGUCAUUGCUACAAUUACAAUGAAAUAAGCUGUUUUAUAUUCGGGCAUACAUGAAAUAUCUCUAUGACAUUUGAAAGAUUUAAAUUGUAUAUGAGUAAAUGCUUUAUAUUAUGAGAAAUGCCAGUGAUCUUUUUGUGUGGUGGAAUUUGGGAGCUAUGAGUCUUUUUGUCUAUACCCUAGAGGAGGGAUGUAUAGCCAAUUUUCAGGGGUUACACUGUUGUAUAUAUUGUAUAGUUGUGGAUCUAAACACCACUCCUGUAGAGAAGAAUCGAUUAGCUCUGCUCUAAUGUGCAGCACUCGAUAAUAAAGGGCUUCUUAAAUGGAAGGAAAGGGGCUUUGCCUGAUCGAAGGAGGGGUUAUUAUUUUGGGGUCGGUCAUCCCUUCGUUGGGAGAAAUGACCACAGUUCUAAAAAUAGCCAGAACCAAAUGCGACCUCUCAACUUUCACCCCAGCACCUUGGUUUGUGUCACUGGAGGCUAAUAGUCGAUCUACACGUGAGUCUAAACAAGGCUUCAGGAUUGUUCUUUGGGGUCUUUUGUGAUUUUGAGACUCCUGCUGUUAUUCGAUCUCUGACAGCCUAGCACGCUCCCAAAAACUCUACCAACCCAUCAUUGUAUAUUUUGUAAAUGUGAUCUGUUACUCUUCUUCUGUAGAAAUGAUAUUAAAUGAAAAUUAUCCAUCAUA